This is a messenger RNA of Sus scrofa (pig), 4726 nucleotides long. Lineage: Eukaryota; Metazoa; Chordata; Mammalia; Artiodactyla; Suidae. The record is from RefSeq and is a predicted model, not a curated record.
CCAGGGAUCAAACCUGCAUUCUCAGGGAUCCUAGUCGGACUCGUUUCCGCUGGGCCACUGUGGGAACUCCAACCCUAAAUAUUUUCAUGAGGGGAUAAAUAUUUCAAGAGGAUAGUUUAAAUGCUUUUGCUAAAUUUUUAUUUUUUUCCCAGUUUAUUUAACAAAAAUAAUUUAGACAAUAAACCACAUGUAACAUGAAACUUAACCUCAUAUUUUGUAGUAAAAAUUCUUUAAUACUCAGGGUUUCACUAAAAUAUUUUAUGUUGAAAAGAUUUAAGUAUUUUUAUAGUGGACAUUUGAUGGGUAGAUAUUCUCUAUUACAUAUGACGGGAUAUAGGGGAAAGCAGAGACCUAGACAGAAAUAAAAGUAAGCUUUGCUUCAUGUCACAAGCAUUUAUUUUGUCUUACUUACUUUUGUAUAAAGUAAUUUGGAACUUUUGAUGUCAUACAGAUUUGAAAAUGCAUUUGGAGUAUGGAUUAUCCCUAAGCAACAUAAUAUAUAAUCUGUCCUUUUUAAGGGACUUUAUUCUUAUGCCUCUACAGAUGGGGGUGGUACAGGUAAAAUAAAUUUCUCAUAUAUGUAAGGAAGGCAGCUUUACUUUUUCCAAAGUAUUUUCUGCCUUUAUUAUGAGAUAGUUUUUCUGUUGGGUUCAUCUCUGUUUCUUUUCCAUUAUGGACAUUGAAUAUAGUUCCCUGUGCUAUGCAACAGAACCUUGUCGUUUGUUGGAUUCCUCUCUUUGAGGGCCUUUCUGCUUCUUUGGUUUAAGUACUGAGAUUGUGGAGGUUUUGUUGUUUUUGCCUUUGCUUUGUGAUUCUCCCACAGUGACAGAAUUAUGCCAACUUUCUCUUGGUACAUUUAAUACGUACAACAUUGGACAGUUCUUUGGAACUACUUGAGUAGACAUGAAAUUUUAUUCAAAUAGGCAUCUUCUUUGAAGAUUGAGUUAGAUACCUAUUCAGAUAGGUAUCUACCAGUGAUAUCCUGUCUUCUCAGUAAACUAAUCAUGAAUGUUGUCUCUAAACUGUUUCUGACUCACAUAAAGGUUAAUAUAGCAGGAAGUAAAUUUUUACCUUUUUGGUGGAAUCAGGAGGAGAUGAAAUACUCUGAACACCUUUUGGGGAAUAAUGCUCUAUCUGCAUUUACCUGUGUCAUGAGGAAGGUGCAGGGAAAGUCAUUAGCAUAGAUUGUGUUUCUCACAAUUGAAUCGAACCUGGUAUGUACAUCUGUAGCGUUACCCUUGGUGGACACUCAGUAAAGGUUUGUUAAUUAAAUAAGGAGACUUGGGCUCUAUUUCAGCUCUGCUACUAAAUAGACAGUUUCCCUUCUCUGUUGUACACACUUGUAGGAUUGAACUGGCUCACAUUUUGCUAGGAAAAAUUAGAGGGCCAAAAAGUACAGUGGGUCAAAAUACUUAGUGUUUUAAGAGAAAAACAGCUGGCAGUGGCAUGGUGCACUCUGAAGGUGAGAGGAUGAAACUGUUGUGCCGCCUUGAGAUAAAAUGGCCAGAUUGGGUGAAGAGAGCAUGGAUUAAUCCAAGUGUCAAACCAGAUACACUCUGUAGUGCCAGUUGGUCCUCUUAUCUGGGAAUAUGGCCUGGUAUGGGGCAGUAGAGAUUGCCUAGGGACUAAAGUCAUUUUGUUUUAUUUCUGUGAUGAAUAGCCCAAAUUUCAUUUGGCCCUGAGCCAGUGAAGGAGUGGUUAAUUUCAGGGAUUCUUUCCAACCAUUUUGAGAGUAAUUUCUUGUAAAUCAGUAUUCUUCCUGCAAUUAAAUGUAGAACAUUGAAUUUUGACACACACCUUCUCCUUCCUACUCUCUCUGUCAUUUAUUUCCCACCCACUCUUACCCACCACUCCAUCGAACUGUAGUUUUCUUUCUACCCGUUCUUUCAGCUGUUUAACAGUUUCUUAUCUGUGGCACUGUAUAAGAUAAGAAUGUCUCUACAUGUCAGUGUGCUGUCAGUGAUCAUAUGCCAGUUGCUUUAGGUCGUAACCAGCCUCUGAAAAAAGAGAAACCCAAAUGGAAAAGUGAUUAUCCCAUGACAGAUGGACAACUGCGCAGCAAGAGAGACGAAUUUUGGGAUACUGCACCAGCUUUUGAAGGCCGUAAAGAGAUUUGGGACGCCUUGAAGGCUGCAGCACAUGCUUUUGAAAGCAAUGAUCAUGAACUGGCCCAAGCAAUCAUUGAUGGUGCGAACAUAACAUUACCGCACGGUGCACUUACAGAGUGCUAUGAUGAACUGGGGAAUAGAUACCAGCUUCCAGUCUAUUGCUUGGCACCACCAAUCAACAUGAUAGAGGAAAAGAGCGACAUAGAGACUCUUGAUAUUCCUGACCCACCACCCAAUUCUGGAUAUGAAUCUCAGCUCCGUUUGCGCCUUUCCACUGGCAAAGACCUCAAACUUGUGGUCCGCAGCACAGACACAGUGUACCACAUGAAGAGGCGGCUACAUGCAGCGGAAGGAGUGGAGCCGGCUAGUCAGCGGUGGUUCUUUUCUGGCAGACCUCUCACCGACAAAAUGAAGUUGGAAGAGCUAAAGAUCCCAAAGGACUAUGUUGUACAGGUUAUAAUGAGCCAACCUCUGCAAAGCCCGACACCAGUUGAGAACUGAACUGGUCCUGUUGGCUGUCCCCAGCUCCCUCCCGCUCCUUUUUAUUGUUGUUAUUGUUUCCUACUCUACGCGUGAAAUUUAUUUUCACUGCUCUGAAUUCCGUAUGAAUGGAUUUAGUUCUGAGGAAUUACCAGUGAAAAAUUCCAUCUGUGAUGGAGACCAACAAAAAUAAUUAAUAAAACACAAAGAGCCAGCCUUUGAGACUCAUGUAAUUACAGUUUCUAAUUCGAGAGGCAGUUAAGAAAUAGAUAACCAUUUAUUUUAAAAUACCCAGCAACCGUGUAAUGGCUAUACGUAAAUGAUCCGGACUGUAAAUAGAGCAGUGCAUCCAUGAAGAACAGCACCAAGCACCUUGUGAAUACAGAAUUCUUAAAACACAUCAAAUACGAUUCCCAGAAAUCAGAACAGUUAUAAAACUUGAGCUUUUUAAAAUGGAAACUGAAAAGAGCAGUAUUUGAGGUUCGCUUCUUUUCUGAUCUGAAUAUUUUGCUCACUCAAUAUUUAGCCAUAAAGGAGUAGAGAAUGGUAAAUUGUGUUUCAGUAUUGCUUUCCCUGUCCCCAUAUGUUCAGCUCCUUAUUUACAUUCACACUAAAUUUCGGUGCCUUCCAGCACGUUGGUGGCAGGCACUUUUCUGGAACACUAGGCAAUAAUUUAGUCAAUGCAUUCAGAGCUCAGAUUUUCAACUGAAACUUAGGUGAAAAGGCUCUUGUCCUCUUGCUGCAUAGGUACUUUGAAAUGUCUAUAUAACGAAGCUGUUUUCAUAUCCAGGCUUUAGAAAGUCGUUACUAUAUAAUACCUUUAUUGAUCUACCUACUCUGCUUAGGACUUUUCAGAGCUAACUGUGCCCCCAAAUGCAUGGAAACUAGGCCAGGGAAUGUAAGGGGUCAAGUAUAGCUGUUCCCACUGUUGGAUAAUGAAUUAUCUCCCCUAAUUUGCAAGGAGGGUGUAAGGAAAACCCAAUCUAGCUGUGCCUGGGAGAAUUGUGCCUAUGUUUGACCUCUUAGAAAGAAUUUCAGCUUAUAAUUUACUAGUGCGAAAGAUUUACUGACAUCACUUAAACAUUGGCAGUGAGACCAAAUGAUGAUCUAUUGCUUUUCCUACUCUAGCGCUCCCCACAGCUUGCUGUUACCCCUAGUUGUGGAGGAUGAGUGUUUUCCCCUCACCUUACCUAGCAGAGAGGCAACUUAAGAAGCAUCUGCAGAUUAGAGGACUGACACAUUCAGGGAGAUAACCUGAUUCUUCUCUACUGUGACUGGAAUAAAGAUGCCAAGGAUUAUAUUUAAUUUGGAACCCUUUUAAAGUUGGUUCCAUAAGUGAAGAGGGGGCUACUGCGUGACCUCUGGACCCCUGAGAGUCUACGAGAUGGAAAAGUAGGGGGAAGAAGGCACUUAGGUUGUUCUCAAAUGGGAAGUAAACCUCCACACCUGUUUUGUAUGUGAAGCACCAUCAUUAAUUUUAAUGGCAAAAUGAAACUGCUAUUUAGUUUAAAUGUAAUGUUUAAAAUGGUAUUAAAUUUCCUAUAGCCUGAUUAGACAUAAUAUCUAUAAUUGUAACAUUAUGUUUCUGAGAGCUUUAACUACUUCUCUUUUUUAUGCCAUCAUCUUAAUGAUUAUGGUUACAUUUAAUUUAGGUUUGCUGAUAACUGAAUCUUAAAUUCAAGAGGAGACAGCAGCAUUAAUUCCAAAGGAGUAUUUCUAUAUAUGGAGGUAGAGGUAGGUGAGGGUGGUUGAGUGCAAUGCACCUGUCGCCAGAAAGUUUCUUUGUUGCGUGCCAUGUUGAAUAGCAACAUCUUUCAGAGUUUGUCAACUGGAGGGGAAAAGAGUGUUCAAAUCUAUUUUUCUCAAGUACAUUUGGUGAUAUCAUAAUCAUCUAUGGUUGGUAAGAGGGUUUUUUUGUUUGUUGAGAAUUUGAGCUCUCUUAAGAGUUUAUUUUAUUUUAAAGGAACAUAUACUUUGAAUAACAAUUUUCUGGGCAUGUUUAACUAACCUAGGUGAGAAAACCAUGGUGCUGUUUAAUUGUAAAUAGAUUGUUAUAAGAUUGGACCAAUACUUGAUGUGUACAAUUUUAGUAUGUAGGGUUUUUGUGCUUUUUUAAAAAAAAAAAAGUUCAAUUUUUC